This is a messenger RNA of Physeter macrocephalus (sperm whale), 1224 nucleotides long. It is a transcript of the gene TACR1, whose product is annotated as tachykinin receptor 1. Gene Ontology annotation, biological process: G protein-coupled receptor signaling pathway; positive regulation of flagellated sperm motility. The transcript has 5 exons. Gene Ontology annotation, molecular function: substance P receptor activity. The record is from RefSeq and is a predicted model, not a curated record. Lineage: Eukaryota; Metazoa; Chordata; Mammalia; Artiodactyla; Physeteridae. Gene Ontology annotation, cellular component: plasma membrane; sperm midpiece. The coding region runs from base 1 to 1224 and encodes 407 amino acids.
AUGGAUAACGUCCUCCCUGUGGACUCAGACCUCUUCCCAAACAUCUCCACCAACACCUCAGAGCCCAACCAGUUUGUGCAGCCGGCCUGGCAAAUUGUCCUUUGGGCGGCUGCCUACACAGUCAUUGUGGUGACCUCUGUGGUGGGCAACGUGGUGGUGAUGUGGAUCAUCUUGGCUCACAAGAGAAUGAGGACAGUUACUAACUAUUUCCUGGUGAACCUGGCCUUCGCAGAAGCCUCCAUGGCUGCAUUCAAUACAGUGGUGAACUUCACUUAUGCUGUCCACAACGAGUGGUACUACGGCCUGUUCUACUGCAAAUUCCACAACUUCUUCCCCAUUGCUGCUGUCUUUGCCAGUAUCUACUCCAUGACAGCUGUGGCCUUCGAUAGGUACAUGGCCAUCAUCCACCCCCUCCAGCCCCGGCUGUCGGCCACAGCCACCAAGGUGGUCAUCUGUGUCAUCUGGGUCCUGGCUCUCCUCCUGGCCUUCCCCCAAGGCUACUACUCAACCACGGAGACCAUGCCCAACCGAGUGGUGUGCAUGAUUGAAUGGCCGGAGCAUCCCAACAAGAUUUAUGAGAAAGUGUACCACAUCUGUGUGACUGUGUUGAUCUACUUCCUCCCCCUGCUGGUGAUAGGUUAUGCAUACACUGUAGUGGGCAUCACACUGUGGGCCAGCGAGAUCCCUGGGGAUUCCUCUGACCGUUACCACGAGCAAGUCUCUGCCAAGCGCAAGGUGGUUAAGAUGAUGAUUGUUGUUGUAUGCACCUUUGCCAUCUGCUGGCUGCCCUUCCACAUCUUCUUCCUCCUGCCUUACAUCAACCCUGAUCUCUACCUGGAGAAGUUUAUUCAGCAGGUUUACCUGGCCAUCAUGUGGCUGGCCAUGAGCUCUACAAUGUACAACCCCAUCAUCUACUGCUGCCUCAAUGACAGGUUCCGUCUGGGCUUCAAGCAUGCCUUUCGGUGCUGCCCUUUCAUCAGUGCUGGUGACUAUGAGGGGCUCGAAAUGAAAUCCACUAGGUACCUCCAGACGCAGGGCAGUGUGUAUAAAGUCAGCCGCCUGGAGACCACUGUCUCCACAGUGGUGGGGUCCCAUGAGGAAGACCUGGAGGAAGGCCCCAAGGCCAUGCCCUCAUCCCUGGACAAGACCUCCAAUGACUCCUCUCGCAGCGACUCUAAGACCAUGAUGGAGAACUUCAGCUUCUACUCCAACAUGCUCUCCUAG